AUUUAAUAUAGAAAGGAAACCAAAACAUUCACAUUGAAUCCUACGAGGCUUGUGAGCCGUAGUGAUGGUCCUAUUCGGGUAUCUAACAUUACCCGGAAGACUUCCCUCCGCGGACGAUUAUAAUGCCGUCUAGCACACCGAGUAACGUUCGUAGGUCUAUGUCUAUAUCUUUUUGUUUUCGGUUCUUUCGAGAAGUCUCGAUUAUGUAUUUUUCAUCAGAUUCGGAUUUCGACCCAGGUCAUGAUGAUGUUGCCUUUGCUUGUUUUGUAUGCAGCCACCGUGCUAGCAUCUCCUCUCCGUCGCGCCGCGAAGCUUUCUCCGGUCACGCGUAACGGAACUAGCUUGUUAGUUGACGGAAAGGUCUGGAAAGCAGUUGGUCCAAAUGUCUACUGGCUGGGUCUCGAUGAGAAUGUUACGCCACCGGCAGGACAGCCUUUUUAUGCUCCUACUAAAGCCAGCUACCCUACUAAGGAGCGUGUCACUGAAGUCAUGGCUACAGUUCAAGCCCUUGGGGGUACCAUGAUUCGUGGGCACACAUUGGGCGUUAGUGUUGGAAACCCUCUAAGUGUUUGGCCUGAGCCGGGGAAAGUCAACGAACAAGCCUUUGACUCUAUCGACUGGGCUGUCUAUCAGGCAGGCAUAUACGGCGUCAGGUUACUGAUACCAUUAGUAGACAACUAUGAUUACUACCAUGGAGGAAAAUACAACUUUCUUCGUUGGGGAGGCUUCGAUCUUAAUCAGAGGAGGGACGAGAAAAAUCCCUUAGUCCAGCAAUUCUACACAAAUGCUACUAUCGUUGCGACAUUUAAGGAUUAUAUCAAGACGAUAAUUACCCAUAGGAACCAGUAUACCAAUCUCACAUUCGCCGAAGACCCCACGAUAUUCGCAUACGAGACUGGAAAUGAACUUCUCGGUCCUAUAUGGGGUGACAUGAACUCACCGGCAGACUGGGUCCAGGACAUUGCGAAAUAUGUAAAGAGUCUUGCUCCCCAGAAGCUCAUGGUUGACGGGACAUAUGGCAUCAACAAAACCCACUUAGGCAUCGAGGAAAUAGACAUUUUCUCUGACCACAUGUAUCCUGUUGACACGGCCAAACUCCAAAAUGACAUCCAGGUCGUCAAAGCCGCAGGCAGGCCCUUCUUCGCGGGUGAGUACGAUUGGGUAGGUGGAAAUACCGCCAACCUACAGUCCAUGUUCAAGAUUAUUGAAGAGAGCCCCACUGUGGCCGGCGACACUUUCUGGAGUCAGUUUGGACAUAAUGCCCCUGACUGCAAUACUUAUGUAGAUCAUAGCGAUGGCCUCGCCUUACAAUAUGGUAACCCAAAAAAUACGGCAAAUCAGAACAGUCGUAUUCAACUCAUUAGGAAGCACUUCAUUGCCAUGAGCCAGGGCAAAGAGAUCGCGCCUGAUGAGGCUUUACCAGCCGUGCCAUGCCCGGCACCUACAUCACCAUCGUUUCGUUAGGGAUACUAUGAUAAAAUUAGCACGGUUGGUUGAUAGGCGUAGCAUUAAAAACAAAGAGCCUGGCUUUAACAAGAAAGCGACAGCAUCAGA
Molecule: messenger RNA, 1554 nt
Organism: Annulohypoxylon maeteangense
Lineage: Eukaryota; Fungi; Ascomycota; Sordariomycetes; Xylariales; Hypoxylaceae
Product: glycoside hydrolase family 5 protein
Exons: 4
Coding region: 241-1464 (407 amino acids)
Molecular function (GO): hydrolase activity, hydrolyzing O-glycosyl compounds
Source: RefSeq, a predicted model, not a curated record